AUGCGUUUAAGUCCCGUAGCGGGUUACCUGAAGCGUAUCCGGGAGGCUGAUUCGGAUGACUCCCACGUGAUCACCGAGUCGGUAGCCCCGCGCGUCGCGCGCGGCCCGCAGCUCCCAGACGAGGUUUGUCGAUCUCCCACCUCCAUCACUUCUCCCACUUCCACCACUCCCCCUAAUUCCCUUCGCUAUCAAAGCAUCAUGGCUGAGCGAAAGGUUCUUUCAAAGUAUUACCCACCGGACUUCGAUCCCACUGCCAUCGAGAACAAAAAGCGUUCUCGCAAGGAUGGAAAACCCGAAGCGAAGCUGUCCGCCAGCCGUCUGAUGACACCCUUCUCGAUGAAAUGCACCCACUGUGGCGAGUACAUUCCAAAGGGUCGCAAGUUCAACGCGCGCAAGGAGACACUUGAUGAGAAGUACCUGUCAAUUUCGGUAUUCCGCUUCUACAUCCGUUGCACUCGAUGCAGUGGCGAGAUAACCUUCCGCACCGACCCCAAGAAUGGCGACUACCAGUGCGAGCGUGGCGCAAAGCGCAACUUCGAAGUUUGGCGCGACGCCACAGACGAGAAAUACAACGACGAGACUGAGGAGCAGACACUCGACCGCCUCGAGAAGGAACAUGGCGCCAAGGAAGAACAACUUGAGCGAGACAAGAUGGCCGAACUCGAAGACAAGAUGCUCGACUCCAAGCGCGAGAUGCAAAUCGCUGACGCCCUCGACGAAAUUCGCACUCGCAACGCCCGCAUCGAGCGCACCGAGGCCCGCGGCGACGAGGCUGCUAUGGCUACUGUUCAGCAGAAGAUCGACGAGGAGGCCCUUCGCCGCGCCAAGGCCGAAGAAGAGGACCGGGCGGCUAUUCGCGAGGAGUUCAGAGCAAAGAAGCAUGCUGCAGAGCAGGCAGCCUUGGAAAAGGAAUACGAAGAAUCGCAUUCGGCAGAGGCUGCGGCUCGCCGGGCUGCAUGGUGGAAGGAGGGUCGCGAGAUGCGUCGUCGUCGCCUUGCCAACCUGCGCGCUCGCAAGGCUAAGGGCUUGACCAAGCCCAAGCCUACCCCCAGCGCCCAACCUACCAACAGCACCCAGGCUACCCCCAGCGAGGAAUAA
Messenger RNA from Penicillium hordei, 1098 nucleotides. Its product is annotated as Saf4/Yju2 family protein. Gene Ontology annotation, biological process: mRNA splicing, via spliceosome. Bases 1 to 1098 code for a protein of 365 amino acids. NCBI's taxonomy places the organism in Eukaryota, Fungi, Ascomycota, Eurotiomycetes, Eurotiales, Aspergillaceae. The record is from RefSeq and is a predicted model, not a curated record. Gene Ontology annotation, cellular component: U2-type catalytic step 1 spliceosome. The transcript is spliced from 2 exons.